CCCUGUUUGGCCCGAGUCAAAUUCCAAGAUGCGCCCUUGGAACUCUUCAAAAUUAGGCGCGUUUUCAGAAGAAACCAAAAGAGUUUGGUCCCCAUUUGCUCGAACUUGCAGGAAAGAGUAGUUAAGCUGUGUAAUGAGUAAUUAAGCAGCCUGUGGGGAGGAGGAGGGAAGAUCCACACUGAGGGCAAUGCAGAAAGAAGCUCGGCGGAGCAGCAGUUUCGUUACGGAGCACACAAGAAUCUGCCAUGGUUAACAGCUUCACCUUGAAAAAGGGUCGUCGUCAUCAUUUCACCACCUACAGAACACGUCAAGCGAGCAGAGGUCACCACACACGUGACCGGUGACCCAUACUCCCUUCUCCCCUUUAUAUUCUGCCUUUGGCGCCUUUCCAAAUUUCCAUGGCCAUUUCCCUCCUUGGCUCCCAAAACAUUUGAUAGAUUCCUUUCCCUCCCCUCUUCCUCUCCCACCAAAAUCCCCGGGAUGGGUAUCGAGUUUUUGCUUUCCCCUCCCCAUUUGGGCGUCGUUUUCGUCCUCUCCAUUCUUUUCAUGAACAGUCAGGGCCUCGGAGCUUCUGCUCAUAACUCGACGGGCCUUUUGUACAGGGAGCAAGGCAUCAGCUGUAACAUUUUUAGAGGGAGUUGGGUUUUCGACAAUUCGUACCCUCUCUACGAUUCAUCACGCUGUCCGUUCAUAGACUCGGAGUUUGACUGCCAGAAGUAUGGCAGGCCUGAUAAACUGUACCUCAAAUACAGAUGGCAGCCCCUCGGUUGUCAUCUCCCAAACUUUAAUGCUAUUGACUUCCUCACACGGAUGAAGGGGAAGAAAUUGAUGUUCGUAGGUGACUCUCUGGGGCGCAAUCAAUGGGUAUCCCUCAUGUGCAUGCUCACAUCCGCCGUGUCUACCGCCAGAACCCAGUAUAACAAAGAAGAACCACUUUCCUCUUUGACAUUCCUGGACUAUGGCUUCUCUUUAAUGUUCUACAGAGCACCGUAUCUGGUGGACAUACAGUCACAGAGCACGGGAAGAGUGCUCAAUUUGAACUCCAUUGAGAAUGGCGAUUCGUGGAAAGGGGUGGAUGUCUUGGUGUUCAAUUCAGGACAUUGGUGGGUGCACAAAGGGAGAAUGCAAGGAUGGGACUACAUGCAACUGAUGGGCCACACCUUCAAAGAUAUGGACAGAACAGCGGCUUUCACUCACGCGAUGUUAACGUGGGCGAACUGGGUGGACGCAAACACCGAUCCCGUAAGAACGAAAGUGUUCUUCCAAGGAAUGUCUCCUACCCAUUACGAGGCCAAGGAGUGGGGCGGUUCGAGCUCAGGCAGCUGCGCUGGUGAGACGAAGCCUGUAGGUGGAUUCUUCUACCCGGGAGGUGCCCCAAACUUUGAAGCUCAGCUGCUAUACGUCUUGCGCAAAAUGUCUAAGCCUGCUACCCUUCUGGACGUCACCAGGCUCUCACAGCUCAGAAAGGACGGCCACCCUUCACUUUACAACGUCGAUCCUUCGUCUGGUAAGAAGGGCAGCCCUGAUUGCAGCCACUGGUGCCUGGCUGGUGUGCCUGAUACUUGGAACCUUCUUCUGUAUACUAGCUUGUUCUACUGAUGAGCUUCAAAUUGCAUUCUGCAAAGAUGAAACCAGAGCAGCCAUUCAUUUCUGACAGAUAUGUGGCAUUUGGGAAGUUGGUAGUGAAGAUUUUUAUAGAUUUUAAUUGGUGUAAUCUUGUGUCAUUAGCCCAUGAUUGGCUCAUCCCUGUCAUUUUUAGCAUUGUUGGUUCGAGGUGGAUUUGAUUGUGGAUCAAUGGCCAUUGGUCCUCUGUUAUCAUCAAAUGUUAGUUGCUAGGAUCAAUUAAAUGUGUUGUAAUAUAAGAAUGAAAAGUGGCUACCAGCAGCCUCAGCUUUUCACUGUGUGGAUGUUCACGUUCAUCUCAAAUAAAUGUUGUUUGUUGAUCUUUUAAAAUGGA
Nymphaea colorata (pocket water lily) is the source of this 1957-nucleotide messenger RNA. Its product is annotated as protein trichome birefringence-like 38. The transcript has 5 exons. The record is from RefSeq and is a predicted model, not a curated record. Lineage: Eukaryota; Viridiplantae; Streptophyta; Magnoliopsida; Nymphaeales; Nymphaeaceae. Bases 481 to 1599 code for a protein of 372 amino acids. Gene Ontology annotation, molecular function: O-acetyltransferase activity. Gene Ontology annotation, cellular component: Golgi apparatus.